UUCCUGGGGAAAAACAAAUCAAAUAGUCAGAGGUAGAUGAACUUUCAGCCAUAUCUACUUGUGUCUCUUUUUUUCCAGGCCGACUCUAAAGUAGCUGUGUUAGGUGCAUCUGGAGGAAUCGGCCAACCACUAUCACUGCUUUUGAAGGAGAGUCCCUUGAUCAGCCAGUUGGCUCUGUAUGAUAUUGCACACACACCAGGCGUUGCUGCAGAUCUUAGCCACAUUGAGACCAGGGCCAAUGUUACAGGUUACCUAGGCAAUGACCAACUCGGUGAUGCUCUCAAAGGAAGUGACGUUGUUCUUAUACCAGCUGGUGUCCCGAGGAAGCCAGGCAUGAGCCGUGAUGACCUGUUCAGUACGAAUGCAUCUAUUGUGAGGGAUUUGUGCAAGGCAGCUGCGGAAGCUUGUCCUCAAGCUAUGCUUGGAAUCAUCACCAAUCCAGUUAACUCAACAGUCCCGAUAGCAUCAGAGGUUUACAAGCAAGCCGGUUGCUACGACCCUUCCAAAAUCUUUGGUGUGACCACGCUGGAUGUGGUGCGUGCCAAUACGUUUGUUGCCCAAGCCAAGAGUCUGGAUGUUGCUACAGUUAAUGUCCCAGUCAUAGGUGGUCAUGCUGGGGUCACGAUCAUACCUCUCCUUUCACAGACCACACCAAAAGUCAGCUUCACCGGAGACGAGCUGCCAUCUCUCACUGUACGCAUCCAGAAUGCAGGAACUGAAGUUGUGGAGGCCAAAGCUGGAGCCGGUUCAGCCACCCUUUCUAUGGCAUUUGCUGCUGCAAGAUUUUGUUUCUCUCUUCUUCAAGCUAUCAAUGGAAAGGAAGGUGUUGUUGAGUGUGCUUUUGUCAGAUCCGACUUGACAGAGUCACCGUACUUUGCCAACCCUAUCCUCCUUGGGAAAACUGGUAUGGCAAAAAACCUUGGAUUUGGUGACCUAUCCGACUUUGAGAAGGAGCGUGUAGAGGAGGCCAUGGAUGAACUCAAAUCUAGUAUCAAGAAGGGAGAAGACUUUGUCGCAUAAAAACCUAUCUAUUCACACAUAGUUUUAUAUAUUGCGUCUGACGCUAUUGAAUUUUAGCAAGGUAUAACGGUUUCAGUGUACAAAAUGAUAGCAACACCGGGUUCCUAAGAAGUAAUAUGAUUUGAGGAAAAAUUGUUUACUUCAUUAUUUGUGUUGGAGUGUAUGAAUAAAAUACUUGUAAUUCCUCUUUUUUGUUGUUUCCAAGUGGCUACACAAGGUAGUAGGCAGGCGGAUUGAAAUAAGUCUCAUCAAUACUUGUGGAUGGGUAGGAGAGGAGUUUUAGACAUAAAUGUCAAUCAUUGAUAUUUGGCAGUCUUUAUAUUAAACUUUGGAAGUUAUAUUCAUUGAAAGAAGUAAAAAAAAAAAUCAGUUUAAUCGCAAUUUAUUAAUUGCAAUUUAUUUAUGAGAUUGGUGAAAGUCGGUCAACUCUAUAUUAUACAGUAUGAGAAUGGACAAAAAAUAUAUGUUGUCUGAAAAUUCUCAUAGAGAUUUUCAGUUUUUUAAUAUAUUUAUAACGAGUAUGUCAGCAGCCCAUUUUCAGAGGUAUAGAUAUAUAUGGUGCUAGCUUUCAUGCCAGGUGGGCGUUUCAUAAAGCUGUUUGUAAAUUACAAGCCACUUUAUGAACGACUGGUGAUCCUUUCUGAGGAGCUUAAUCAACACCAAUGAAAAUUUGUGCACAUACUUAACCACAAGAAGGGAUCACCAGUUGUUCGUAAAGUCGCUCGUAACUUCAGAACAGGUUUAUUAAGCACCCACCAGGUAACAAGAUUAGCCGGUCUCACUAAAUUUGUCAUUCACGUAGGCAUUGUUCAAUCAUGGACCUACUAGGUCCGUGGUUCAAUGUUUAGGCAAAAGGUCAAAGAUUUACUCCCAUCCUUGCAAGUCUUGUCCCCGUUUUCAAAUGAGAAGGUCCGGUUAAAGAAGAGCAAACAAUUCACAACUCGAAAGAGGAUACCCCAUGUGAACGGAGAGGUACGAAAUGACGUAAUAACUGGUGGAUCAAAUGUCAACCAGUGGUUUAACCAGCUUUGUGAUGAUUCCUUUCAGAUGUUAACAAUAUCCCCAAAUGGUAUUAAUGCAUUAAAGACGGUAUCAGAAAACUGAAA
Messenger RNA from Lytechinus pictus (painted urchin), 2126 nucleotides. Its product is annotated as malate dehydrogenase, mitochondrial-like. NCBI's taxonomy places the organism in Eukaryota, Metazoa, Echinodermata, Echinoidea, Temnopleuroida, Toxopneustidae. Gene Ontology annotation, cellular component: mitochondrion; cytoplasm. Gene Ontology annotation, biological process: tricarboxylic acid cycle; malate metabolic process. The coding region runs from base 37 to 1020 and encodes 327 amino acids. Gene Ontology annotation, molecular function: L-malate dehydrogenase (NAD+) activity. The record is from RefSeq and is a predicted model, not a curated record. The transcript is spliced from 7 exons.